This is a messenger RNA of Callorhinchus milii (elephant shark), 6602 nucleotides long. Its product is annotated as mitogen-activated protein kinase kinase kinase kinase 4. Lineage: Eukaryota; Metazoa; Chordata; Chondrichthyes; Chimaeriformes; Callorhinchidae. The transcript is spliced from 32 exons. The record is from RefSeq and is a predicted model, not a curated record. Gene Ontology annotation, molecular function: protein kinase activity; ATP binding. The coding region runs from base 296 to 4153 and encodes 1285 amino acids. Gene Ontology annotation, biological process: protein phosphorylation.
GCGCGCUCCAGGCUCGCUCCCCCCACUGGGCAAGUCGGUCAGUGAGUGAUUCAGUGAGAGGCAACUGAGCAGAGCGGCUUCCUGUGUUUGUGUCUGUGGAGAGAGAGAGAGAGAGGGAAGGAAGGAGGGAAGGAGGGAAGGAGGAGAGCCAGGAGCAGCCACUGCCACCUGAACAUGCUCUAGAGAACAGGGGGUUGAGGGUGCGGACAGUAACUUCACAAACACCCGCCGACACCCACAAAUACAUGAACCCCCUCCGAAUCCCAACAAGAGUGCAAGAAAUAUAUAACGAAAAAUGGCGAACGACUCUCCUGCUAAAAGUCUGGUGGAUAUAGACCUCUCCUCUCUGCGGGACCCAGCGGGGAUAUUUGAAUUGGUUGAAGUGGUCGGAAAUGGCACCUAUGGACAAGUGUACAAGGGCCGUCAUGUCAAAACAGGUCAACUGGCAGCCAUUAAAGUUAUGGAUGUUACGGAGGAUGAAGAAGAAGAAAUUAAACUGGAGAUCAAUAUGCUGAAGAAAUACUCUCACCACAGGAAUAUAGCCACGUACUAUGGUGCUUUUAUAAAGAAAAGUCCUCCUGGGCAUGAUGAUCAGCUCUGGCUCGUCAUGGAGUUCUGUGGUGCUGGGUCCAUUACAGACUUGGUGAAAAAUACAAAAGGAAAUUCCUUGAAGGAAGAUUGGAUCGCAUAUAUCUGCAGGGAGAUACUCAGGGGACUGGCACAUCUUCAUGUCCACCAUGUCAUUCAUCGUGAUAUCAAAGGGCAGAAUGUUCUGCUGACAGAAAAUGCUGAAGUGAAGCUAGUGGAUUUUGGUGUUAGUGCGCAGCUGGACAGAACCGUUGGUAGAAGAAAUACGUUUAUUGGGACACCUUACUGGAUGGCACCAGAAGUCAUUGCUUGUGACGAGAACCCAGAUGCAACAUAUGAUUACAGAAGUGACCUGUGGUCAUUGGGGAUCACAGCAAUUGAAAUGGCAGAAGGAGCACCUCCUCUUUGUGACAUGCACCCGAUGAGAGCACUGUUCCUCAUUCCCAGGAAUCCACCACCUAGACUAAAAUCAAAGAAAUGGUCAAAGAAAUUUUUUAGCUUUAUAGAGAGUUGUCUGGUGAAGAAUUACAUGCAGCGUCCCUCAACCGAACAUCUGUUGAAACAUCCUUUUAUCCGAGACCAGCCAAAUGAGCGGCAAGUUCGAAUUCAGCUUAAAGAUCACAUUGACAGAACAAGGAAGAAGAGAGGAGAAAAAGAUGAAACCGAAUAUGAAUACAGUGGGAGUGAAGAAGAAGAGGAGGAGUUGCCUGAGCAAGAAGGAGAGCCAAGCUCAAUUGUUAACGUGCCUGGAGAAUCAACUCUUCGUCGUGAUUUCCUGCGAUUGCAGCAGGAGAAUAAGGAACGUUCCGAAGCUAUGCGCAGGCAGCAACUGCUUCAGGAACAGCAGCUCCGAGAACAAGAGGAGUAUAAAAGGCAGUUGCUAGCAGAGCGUCAAAAACGCAUCGAGCAACAAAAAGAGCAGAGACGGCGACUUGAAGAGCAACAGAGACGUGAACGAGAAGCACGGAGGCAACAAGAACGUGAACAAAGGAGGCGUGAGCAAGAGGAGAAACGAAGAUUGGAAGAACUUGAACGUCGAAGGAAGGAAGAGGAGGAAAGAAGAAGGGCAGAAGAAGAAAAGAGGCGAGUGGAGAGAGAGCAGGAGUACAUCAGACGUCAGCUUGAAGAGGAGCAACGUCAUUUGGAAAUUCUCCAGCAGCAAUUGCUCCAAGAGCAGGCCAUGUUACUGGAGUACAAAUGGCGUGAGAUGGAAGAACAACGCCAGGCUGAGAGAUUACAGCGUCAGUUGCAGCAGGAGCAAGUCUAUCUCCUGUCCCUUCAACAUGACCAGAGACAACAGGAGAGGAACAAACAACCUUACCAUGCAUCAGAGCCAAAAUCUCACUUUGAGCCAACUGAUAGAGGCAGAGAGGCUGAUGAAAGGUUCAAGAAGAGUAACCAGGGCUCGCCUCAAGCACAAUCAAAACAAAGUAGCAAAGUUUUGGAGCCUCCAGUGCCUUCACGAUCAGAGUCGUUUUCAAAUGGAAGUUCUGAACCCAAUCCAACUGCAUUGCAUAGGCCCAUGGAGUCACAGGUUCCAGUGAGAACUACACCCAGGUCUCCUGUGUUGUCUCGUCGAGAUUCUCCAUUACAAGGCAGCAGUCAGCCUAGUGCCCAGAAUGCUGCAAGAAGCAAUAUAGAGCCCAGACUGUUGUGGGAGAGGGUGGAGAAGCUCGUACCAAGACCAGGCAGUGGCAGUUCCUCAGGCUCCAGCAACUCUGGCUCACAGCCAGGGUCUCAUCCUGGCUCUCAGACUGGAUCUGGGGAACGUUACAGGCUGCGAUCAUCUUCAAAAUCUGAGGGUUCACCAUCACAACGCCAUGAAAAUCUUACCAAAAAAACAGAAGAUAAAAAGGACUUUAGGCCUAGCAGACCAACUGGCGAAGUGGAUCUUGCUGCCUUGGCUAAGGAACUCCGGGCUGUGGAGGACAUCCGGCCUCCCCAGAAAGUUACUGAUUAUUCGUCAUCAAGUGAUGAAUCGGGAACGACUGAUGAUGAAGAUGAAGAUCUUGACCAGGAAGGGACAGACGAGACUGGUCCUAUGUCCGAUGAUGCUAGAGCAAUAUCGUCUUCAAAGCUGAGCAAUGGAGAGACUGAAUCAGUGAAUACAAUGAUAGUUCACGACGAUCUGGAGUUGCCGACUGAAACUUCUGUUACUCCCUCUAAAGAUGGCACUUUAAUUGUUCGACAGAGCGCAGGUGACUUAAAGCGUGCCAGCCACCAUGAGAGUAAUGGCUUUGCAAGCCGCAUUCACCUCUUGCCAGAUCUCAUACAGCAAAGCCAUUCCUCCACCUCCCCAACCACCCAACAGGCUCCCAUCCUGUCCCCUCAGCUACCCCGGGACGAACUUACUACUAAUGAGACCCAGUCAGCAGGGAGCACACUCCAAAAACACAAAUCCUCCUCGUCAUUCACACCAUUUAUAGAUCCCAGAUUACUGCAGAUCUCUCCAUCAAGUGGAUCUACUAUAUCUUCUGUGGUUGUGCUUUCCAGCGAUCAGAUUAGACCAGACUCCAUGAGGCAGGAUCCAAGUAGAAAAGGCUCAGUUGUCAAUGUAAAUCCAACCAACACAAGGCCACAGAGUGACACACCGGAGAUUCGCAAGUACAAGAAGAGAUUCAACUCUGAGAUUCUUUGUGCUGCCUUAUGGGGUGUGAACUUAUUGGUGGGUACGGAGAGUGGGUUGAUGCUGUUAGACAGGAGUGGCCAAGGGAAGGUGUAUCCAUUAAUCAAUCGAAGGCGCUUCCAACAGAUGGAUGUGCUUGAAGGCUUGAAUGUACUGGUAACAAUAUCAGGGAAGAAGAACAAAUUGCGAGUAUAUUACCUGUCCUGGUUAAGAAACAAGAUUUUACAUAAUGAUCCUGAAGUGGAGAAAAAACAAGGAUGGACAACUGUGGGGGACUUAGAAGGAUGUGUGCACUACAAAGUUGUAAAAUACGAGAGGAUCAAGUUUUUAGUGAUUGCUUUGAAGAAUUCUGUGGAAGUCUAUGCAUGGGCCCCCAAGCCAUACCACAAAUUUAUGGCCUUUAAGUCAUUUACAGACCUGUUGCACAAGCCAUUGUUGGUGGAUCUCACAGUAGAGGAAGGGCAGAGGCUAAAGGUGAUCUACGGCUCCAGCGCUGGCUUCCACGCGGUUGAUGUAGAUUCGGGAACAGUCUAUGAUAUUUAUCUACCCACACAUAUCCAAAGCAGCAUCCAGCCACAUGCUAUUAUCAUCCUUCCAAGCACAGACGGAAUGGAGCUGUUGGUCUGUUAUGAAGAUGAAGGUGUCUAUGUUAAUACUUACGGCCGGAUUACUAAAGAUGUAGUUCUGCAGUGGGGCGAGAUGCCUACAUCUGUCGCAUAUAUCCGAUCCAAUCAGAUUAUGGGCUGGGGAGAGAAGGCAAUUGAAAUCCGUUCAGUGGAGACCGGACAUUUGGAUGGUGUUUUCAUGCAUAAAAGAGCACAACGACUAAAGUUCCUCUGUGAAAGAAAUGACAAGGUCUUCUUUGCUUCAGUCCGUUCCGGUGGAAGCAGCCAGGUUUACUUUAUGACUCUUGGCAGGAGUUCACUUCUCAGCUGGUAGGAAGGGCAUGUUGUGCAUUGGGAGCAACCACAAUCUUCGCAAGAUAGUUGAAAGCCUUGCAUUAGCAAACAACUGGAGAACAAACUGCACUAAUGCAAUGCAUUGCCUAAACCUGUCACUUGGCAUUAAGUGAAUUAUGAAGAGGCUGCAACGUCACUGGUGCUGUUAGAAUUUUACUGUCAGGUGAUGACAUGUCUAGAAUAGAAGAAAAUGCCUCAUCUCAAUUACAGCAUCCCUUGACUUAAGAUGACUGCUUAUUGCUAGCAAAAGACACUAAGAGGAGCAAGGCUGGUUAGGAAGUGGUAAGGCAGUGGGAAGUGAAAGCAAUGGUAUACUGAUGGAGGAGAAAUGUGUUAAUGUAAAGGGGAUCUGAAUUGUCUUUUUAAAAUGCUUUAUCAUCUUAAAGUGACUUUCUUUUGUAAGGUGACAUGUUGAGGAGAAGGAAGUCACAAGUUUUGACUUUUUAAAAAAAAAUGUGAAUCAACAAAUUGAGAGCAGUCAUGUUGGUCUUUGCAACGGCAGGGUCUUGGUCAUUUCUGUAUACCAGGUUUUGCUUGUGUUCUCAAUCUUUUUUUUUAAAAAAAGGUCAAUUGAAAUUUGUGCAGAGGACAGGGUUUUUCAGAUUUGUAUGGAUUUGCAGACCAGAAGCUUUGACGUUUGGUUAUGUUACAGUAUUAUAACUGCCUCUCUUCAAGGUUUGAUGUUUCGUAGCAGUGCAAAAGCAGAUUAACAAGUCCUGCACUCGUAAAUCCCCAACUAAUUUUAACAAAUUUGUUUUGCCUACCUCAUUUGUCUAAGCAAGGGAAAAAAAGAGGUGGUUUAGUCAUUCUAAUGUUUGUACCUGAAACUUGCAUCUUUGUCUAAUUUAACUUUAUUAAUACCAAAUUUAUGAUCAAAAUGUUUGUCUACUGUUAAUUGUAGCUUUUAUUAGCAGGCAAACAAAGGUUAUUUGCAAUUGGGAAAUACGAGCAGAAAUUGACAGGAAACAUGUAGUCAACUGUUCAGGUUAGAAAAUGGAAGCUAGUAACUGGCUGGUAAAUGUGGUCGACUGAGAUAGACACGUAAUUGUAAUCAUUCAGUUAUGUAUGAAUAGCAACAGAUUUUCUUUUUAACUCAGCCAGAAUUGAAUUUAGGCAGCAGUUGAAAAUAGUUUUACUAAGCUAUUUUAUUGCAUUAUAGUAAACUGUAUAUGUAGUAGGGAACAGGUGGUUGAUUUAAGAUGCAAUGCACUAAAACACUUAAUUUCAAGAAUGUAGUAAAACAGCUUAUCAAUACAGUAUAUCUUCCCAUAUUUAGAUCUGAAAUCCCAUUUCUGGAAAGUUUUUUUAAUAUCGCUGUAAACAGAAUUUUAUUUUACAAAAUGUUAGACAUUUACAAAUGUGUCUACAGUAAUAACCUGAACUGUCACUCAAUUACUUGAGAUACCUAUACUGUAUAAUACGCUAUACUGGUGGUGUAAUAAUGCAUAGUAGCAUUAUAUGAUUCUACCAUAUGUUAAACUUUUUUUGGUACUUUGUAGACAGCUGCCUUAUGCUGUUAUGUGCACAGGAUCUCAACAUUUUACAGGGCUUUAGUUCUCUCAGUGGAGACUAUUCAUUCUGCAGUGGAAUAUCCUCAGUGAUAGUAUUAUACGAUCUGAGAUAUACUGUAAAACUUUUCAUUUGUUCUUGUCACUGUGAUCAUUUCCUUUAGACGUUCCUGGUUGCUGAAUAACUUGCAAUAUUUCUGUAUCAUCCUUUUGGGAGCUGUAGAAGUAUGGUAGGAACAUCUUGACAUAAGUAGGUUUACCACGAGCAGAACUUGUUUUUUUAAUAAAACACAUCGUUGAAGCUCCUGGCAGCAGUUGCUAAGUAAUCCUCUGUCUCAGCAGAGUCUCCAAUUUGCAACUCCCACCUAUGAGAAGUGCCAAGGUGGUGUAACAGUAUUACAAAACCACUACGUUUUUGUUUGAAGAAUAAUUUCUACACAGCGUUUUAAGUUCUAACACCUAGAUUUAGUGGAAAUGCAUACAUUUUGAAUUUUAAUACUUUAUUUUAAAGUCAAAUAAUCCUUGUUGUAUGACUGCAGUGUUUCUAUUUUAUGCACAUGUUAUGUUUGAGAAAAUGUUUACAAAAAUUGUUUUACACUAAUGUGCAUCGUAUAUUUAUGUUUUUUUUUUGAAAAUUAUUUGUUUUUAGUUUUAGUUUUGUAUUAUGAUUACAUUCGGUGAUUAUAACCCUGAACUCUGCUGAUACCAAGAAGGUGAUAGUUUUUUUAAAAUUGUGAGGUAUUACUAUGUCUAGCUGCAAAGCAGAUUGGGAAAUAUGGUUACAAGUAAACCUCUUCAACCAGUUUUCUGCUGUGUGAUCUAACUUAUGUCCUCUGUGUAUCAUGAGAAUUCCUGUAUUUUCCCUGAAAAUCAUCUUUUCUUGAAUAAAAAUCAACUUAAUGCACAUUGUGCAUAACAUGA